Messenger RNA from Dromiciops gliroides (monito del monte), 3554 nucleotides. RefSeq names its product fatty acid desaturase 1 (gene FADS1). Gene Ontology annotation, molecular function: oxidoreductase activity, acting on paired donors, with oxidation of a pair of donors resulting in the reduction of molecular oxygen to two molecules of water. Bases 60 to 1388 code for a protein of 442 amino acids. The record is from RefSeq and is a predicted model, not a curated record. Lineage: Eukaryota; Metazoa; Chordata; Mammalia; Microbiotheria; Microbiotheriidae. The transcript is spliced from 12 exons. Gene Ontology annotation, biological process: lipid metabolic process. Gene Ontology annotation, cellular component: membrane.
CGCGCUCCCCUCCGGACCGCGCCAUCGCCGCCUGUUCCUCUCCCCGCUCCGCCGCGACCAUGGCCCCGCACUCGGCGUCCGCGGGCCCCGCGGGGGCCUCGCCGCGAUUCUUCACCUGGGACGAGGUGGCGCAGCACACCGGGCGCGAGGAGCGCUGGCUCGUGAUAGACCGCAAGGUCUACGACAUCAGCGAGUUUAGCCGGAGGCACCCGGGGGGCUCGAGGGUCAUCGGCCACUAUGCGGGCCAGGAUGCCACGGAUCCCUUCACAGCCUUCCACAUUGACAAAGCCUUGGUUCGGAAGUACAUGAAUUCCCUGCUGAUUGGGGAGCUGGCUCCAGACCAACCCAGUUUUGAGCCCAACAAGAAUAAACAGCUGACAGAGGAAUUCCGAGAGCUGAGGGCCACCGUGGAGAGGAUGGGACUCAUGAAGGCCAACCCCGUCUUCUUCAUGCUCUACCUGCUGCACAUCCUGCUCUUAGAUGUGGCCGCAUGGCUCACACUCUGGGUCUUUGGGACAUCGCUGGUCCCCUUUCUUAUCAGCGCAGUGCUGCUCAGCACCGUCCAGGCCCAGGCCGGGUGGCUCCAGCACGACUUUGGCCAUCUCUCGGUCUGCCGCACAUCCGCAUGGAACCACUUGCUCCACCACUUCGUGAUCGGCCAUUUGAAGGGGGCCCCUGCCAGCUGGUGGAACCACCUGCACUUCCAGCAUCACGCCAAGCCCAACUGUUUCCAGAAGGACCCCGACAUCAACAUGCACCCCCUUUUCUUUGCCCUGGGGAAGGUCCUGUCUGUGGAGCUAGGGAAGCAAAAGAAGAAGUAUAUGCCUUACAACCACCAGCACAAGUACUUCUUCCUGAUCGGGCCCCCAGCCUUGCUCCCCGUCUACUUCCAGUGGUACAUCUUCUACUUCGUGGUCCAGCGCAAGAAGUGGGUGGACUUAGCCUGGAUGCUCACCUUCUACCUGAGAAUUUCCUUGACUUACAUACCCCUGCUGGGCCUUAAAGGCUUACUAGGCCUCUUCUUCCUUGUCAGGUUCCUGGAGAGUAACUGGUUCGUGUGGGUGACGCAGAUGAACCACAUCCCCAUGCACAUUGACCACGACCAGAACGUGGACUGGGUGUCCACUCAGCUGCAGGCAACAUGUAACGUGCACGAGUCUUUCUUCAAUGACUGGUUCAGUGGCCACCUCAACUUCCAGAUUGAGCACCAUCUUUUCCCCACUAUGCCGAGACACAAUUACCGCAAAGUGGCCCCACUGGUGAGAUCCUUGUGCGCUAAACACGGCAUUGAAUACCAGUCCAAGCCUCUGCUCUCUGCCUUUGCCGACAUAGUCCGCUCACUGAAGGAAUCUGGGCAGCUCUGGCUGGACGCCUAUCUUCAAAAGUAAAGCACUGAUCUCUGGAGCAGGAGAAGGAAGAGGAGAUCUUGGUGCCACCAACAGGGGGAAGGAUAAGGGACUAUGCCACUUCAACUUUCAUUUCCAGUGGGGGCUGGGAAGAUGGGGAAGGGAAUGGGGAAGGGCCCUGUCCCUGCCAGCUGCUCCCUGAAGGGGAGAUCAUGGUAUGGCAAUGCCGGGAAGCCGGUAGGUGGGCAGUGACAUGCCGGCUCCUUUCUUUCCAGGACGGCAGGCAAUAAGCCAAGUGCCAAGACAAAUGAACUUUUGGAACCGAGACAGCCGAGGAUUUAGCCAAAAUACUUAAGGACUUGAGGUCCCACACCUAAAGCACAUCCCAGUCACAGGAGGGAGAGGCCCCACCCGGUGCUUCUCCCAGGAAUGGGGGCUGCCCAUUGCUUUCCUGGGGCCUCAGUGCAGCUGAGCUCCUGGCCCGUGCCCCCUCCCAUCCCUUAUCUCAUCCCAGUGAUUGGCACACUACCAAGAGAAGAGUGGCAGAGGAAGAUUUAAGUGAAAACUCAGGAUUGCUGCCUUCUUUUCUUUAGCUUGGCCUAACCCGCUUGGGGGCCCAGGACAGACAGCUCCAACCCCAGCUUCUAGGAGGUCCUGUUGCUUUAGGGGCCCAAGGGCCCAUGCCUCCAGGGAGGGUUUGGGGAAUAGGAGAGCCACCUGCCUCCUACACCAUCGAGGACACACAAAAGGGAUUAGGGUCCACUUCACAUCUGGUAUAGGAGGUUGGGGUUCAUUAGAAAUCCAUUCUAUGUGCUGGAACCCCCUCAGUUUUCCUCCAUACCCUUUCCUAUUCCCACCUACGGAAAAGAACAGCCAGGAGUUGUUCGAGGCCUCCAUAGCAGUCCAGAGGAAACUGGAGUCGCAGGGGAGGCCAGGCCUUUCCUUCCCCUUUCUGCCAACAAACGGGGCUCCCAAAGGUCUCUCCCUGUUUCCCCAGCUCCCCGUCCUAAGCAACAGAACUGCAGCCAGUUGGGAAGAGCAGGAAGGCACCCGGCCGCCGCCCCUCACAAGGAAAACAAAAUGGCUGCGAACCUAAAUGACCCCAGGCUUUGUCAGGCAUGUGAUCAAUGCACUGCCCUCAGCUAGAGGGAGGGUGAGGAAAGCCAGGGGUGCUCACCCCAUGUGUGUGGGCAAGAGGCAGAUCCUGCCUCCAGGACACAGAAAUAACCUCGGGACGAUGUUUGAUGGUGGGUCAGGGGAGUUGAGCCGGCCGUCUCAUCUCUCGGCUGCCUUCCCAGCUUCCUCUGGUCCAGAGCAACCUGAGGGCCUCGAUCGACCCCCCCCCCCACCACCACCAUUGGUCAUCUGCUAGAUUAUACUGGGCGGUGCUCACAGGACUGGCUCCCUGCAGAGGGAGAACAGUAAGUGGCAUGAAGAGACCCCAACAUCAUCUUGGGUGAGGGAGAGGAGCCAGGGCAUAGCUUUAAUGAUUAGGGAGAUGUGAAGUAGCCCAUCCGGCUUAUGUUAUUGCAAUAGGUAUGCAGUAGGUGCCCAAGAAGUGCUUAGUUGGUCUGUGGAAGAGUAGAUUUAUGAGGUCAGGUAUCAAAUAGAACGUGAGCUGUAGGGUCAGAGGGGAAUGUGGAUCUUUCAAAUUGGCUGUCCUUGGAUUGGCCCUGCCAGAGAAGUCCACCUUCCAGUCCUAUUCCAGUCCACAGCACCGCCCCCCCCCCCAAUUCCCCAGCUGUCUCACUCCAGGACCCCCAGUGCUAGUCAGUCCUUUUUCCCUAUCUGCCUCUUCAGUUUGGGUGCUACCAUUCUACCUGAAGAAUGCAGGGCACGUGACUCUUGUGGAGUUUCAGCCAACCUAGGGACCCCUAAAUCUGUAGGGCAUCUAGUGUGGUCCUGCUGUACCAAGAUCUGCCUAUAAUACUUUAAAACAGUGUGGCCUUCCCUUUUCUCAGCCUGGCCCUGUGGUCACUAAAUAGCGGCCAGGAGGAAUGGCCUAUAACAGGCUUCAGAAAAGGACAUGGAACAAAAAUCUCCACCACUUUGCUGUUGAGUCUCUCCAUUUUCUCAUCUUCCCAGAUCCCAUCAGGUGUCAGGGUCUUCUGCUAGGCCUGGAUCAGUGCCUGUGCCAAUUAUGUCACUAAAAAAAAUCAAGGAUGUAACUUGAUGCUGAUGAAUAAAACUAAUGUCUUUUUGGUCCAA